This is a messenger RNA of Brassica napus (rape), 1415 nucleotides long. RefSeq names its product protein yippee-like At3g55890. The transcript has 5 exons. The coding region runs from base 16 to 534 and encodes 172 amino acids. Gene Ontology annotation, cellular component: ubiquitin ligase complex. NCBI's taxonomy places the organism in Eukaryota, Viridiplantae, Streptophyta, Magnoliopsida, Brassicales, Brassicaceae. The record is from RefSeq and is a predicted model, not a curated record.
AGGUAUAACAACAGUAUGUAUACGCUACCGAAAACUACUCCAAAAGUCUUAACAAAUCUCCCCUUGAUUUCCUCACUUUCACUUUAUAAAUCAAAAGACUCAGACUUUGGGGAUCAUUCAAUUCACAGUCGAGAGACACUUCUUGUCGUUUCAACCAAGAUGGGAAGGGUUUUUAUCGUGGAUCUGGAAGGGCAAAUCUAUAGUUGCAAACACUGUAACACCCAUCUUACAAAAGAACAAGACAUCAUGUCCAAGUCAUUUCAAUGCAGGUAUGGACAAGCUUAUCUCUUCAAUGAAGUUGUAAACAUUUCAACUGGAAAUGAAGAAGACAGAAUGUUGAUGACGGGACUUCAUACGGUAACUGACAUCUUCUGUGUUGGUUGUGGAUCAAACGUUGGCUGGAAAUACGUGACUGCCCAUGAUAUUAACCAAAAAUACAAGGAAGGAAAAUCAGUUCUUGAAUUGUAUAAGAUUGUGGGUCCUUACGAUAGCAACGACUUGGUCUGUCAAGAAAUUUCACGACUUGAGAUAUAAUAAUCACAUGAUUCUGAUGACUUCUCUUGAGCUUUUUUCCUUCGCUUUUUGAGAUUUCUCUUAGAAUGUACAUUCUUCAAUUUUAGCUUAUUUUUAUUUAUUUCUUUUUGGAAUAAGUACAUUUGGUACCUGAAAUGACGCCUAGUUUCAUAGGUUUUAAUUUAGAGUUUAAUCUCAUUUGGGCUUUUGAGCUUUUAACAAAUCUAUGCCUUUCUUUGAUCUCUCUUUCCCUUUCUUUGUUUGAAUUUUUUUUUCUGCUCCAAUCUCUUCUUCAAUUCUUGAAUACUUGUCUCUAAUCAAGAAAAUGAACAAGAUCAGCCACUUACCUGAAGCUCUACUUGUUCAAAUACUCUCUUUGCUUCCAACCAAAGAUGUCGAGUGUUCUGACUUAACGAUGGAAGCAUAUUUGGAAGAUGGUGCCUAAACUUAUCUCAAUCAAAGUCAACAUGAGACGUUUUCAGAGAAUGUCUGUAGGCUUCUGCUUUCUCAUAAAUCUUCGAUCCUAGAGAGUUGGAGUCUCCGUUUUAGUUAAGAUAGCUGCGAUGGUAUGGAUUUAGGAAUGUGGAUUGGCAUCGCAUACGCACAUCAUGUCCACCAGAGAUGAUUACAUUUCCUUGUAAAUGUACUAUCUUUCAUCAGUUAGUACAUUUGGAGCUAAGUACAGAUAAAGCAGAUUGGUGGAAUCUACAUACGCGCAUGAUCAAUACGUCUCCUAGAUUAAAAGUCCUAAAGCUUGUCGGUGAGUGGUAUUACGGAAAAGUUGGUGUAAGUUGUAAAGAAUUGAACCAAUCGAAGAACGUUCCUACAAAGACCAACAAGAAGAAGAGAAAGAAGUUGCCAAAAAAAAAAAAAAAAGAAAGAAGUUGCCAAAUACAUCCUAA